AUUUGGGAAGGCGGAGAGGACGAGUUGUAUUCUGUGACGAGACGACGAAGGAACUGCAGAUCGUCCUCUUCCCUCCAGGAACCGGCCAAGAACCCGGGAAAGAGAAGGACAUGAAAAGAACAUGAAAGGAAGGAAUCGUCAUUAAACGAAGUUCUCUCUCUCGCUCAGUUUAAUCUUAAAUCCACUCCGAUUUCCCCUUGAGGGACUCAGUUCUCUCUUUUCCUGAGAGAACCUCCGUUCAUUCCUCCAGGAACCUGGUUCUGCUGCCAUGACUCUGCUGGCCUCUGAGAGGUCGCUGCUCAUCCGGAACAAGUUCCGCUCAGUUCUGCAGCUGAGGAUCCAGAACCGCCGUCUGAGUGAAAUCAACGCAGACUCAGGUGUGAAGUCCAGCUGUCCUCAGAAAUCAGAAAAGGAUCAGAGUGAAGCUCUGCGUCCUGUCGAUGACUCCCAGACGUCGCCCCCUGGUGGUUCUGGUUCUGAAGCGUCUCAGGGUGAGUUCUGGCCGUCGGCUCCGUUUGUCUUCGUUCUGUUUUUGCUUCCGAGAGGCCUCCAUGUGGGGCCCAGAGGCAGAAGAAGCCCCGGCAGGCCGUGGACCAGCAUCCUCCUGGACCUGCAGAUCCUCAGCAGCAGCUCCGUGAACUCAGUGAGUCCAGCAGCAGCUUUUUCUUUCUGCUCAGCUCCUCCGACCUUCCUGACCUCCUCCGUCUCCUCAGGCCCUGCUUCCUUCCCUGAUGUCUUCGAAGACGACAUCUCCUCCUCCUCCUCCUCCUCCUCGCCCACCGAGCACCAAUCACAGGCCUUCCCCUCGCUGCCGGGGCUCCCAGGCGACCAAUUGCUGAGCUCGGCUGUGGCUCCGCCCCUCAACCUCAGCCCCACUCAGUCUGGUCUGGCGUUGCUCCCGGCAACCGAGGGCAUCAGACAGCCUCUGAGUGUGACGCUGGGUGAGCCUAACGCCAUGGCAACGCCUGGGAGACCGAACCAUGGGAUGUACCUGACCUGUCAGACCACGCCCCUGCUGCCAAAGACAGCUCGGCCCUCCAGCCCCUCCUGCCCCUCGGCUUUAACCCCCUCCUUGAACUUCAACCAUCUGCCCCGUCCUCGGAAACCGCGGGACACCAAGCCCAAGAUGAGGAAGCUCAAGUAUCACCAGUACAUUCCUCCAGACCAGAGAGGAGGCUCUGGGACUGGAGGGGGAGGAGCCAAACAGAAGAGCCCUGCCCCCAGCCAGCCUCUGGACCCGGCCUAUUCCCACCUCCUGAAGCAGCAGCAGGUCAUCCUCCAGCUGCAGAUCCUCCAGAACCAGCAGCAGCAGAAGCAGCAGCAGCAACAGCGAGUACAACCACAACAACAACCAUCACCACAACAACAACAACAGCAAGUCACCGCUGCACCCAGUGGAGACCUCGGUGAUCCUGGUAAAUCUUCUGGAUUGACGCCGCUGAACGUCCAGUCCGUUUCCUCCACAACGCACCAAACCCCCGACAUGAACCCUACAUCCAAACCAGAACUGCUGCCUGCAAACCUGGUCGACCUAACGGUGUCUGAGUUGCGUCAGCAGCUCCGUAAGCGAGGCCUCCCGGUCUCCGGUACCAAACCCGCCCUGCUGCAGCGCCUCCGGCCCUUCCAGCUGCCCCCGGCCUGCCUCGCCCCCGCUCCCCUCUGCCAGCUGGGCGUCGGCCCGGAUCCCCUCGUCCAGAGCCCCUGCUCCGGCUCCAGCUCCGGACCCGACUCUCCCGACCAGCAGCUGUACGCUCCGCAGGACCGAGCGGUUCCUAAUGGGAUCCUCGGCGACGCCCCCCACAGGAUCCUGACCUCGGUGAGUCUGGCGGGGGAACGCGGAGGCCUCGCCAACGCCGUCUUCCUGGCCCCGGUCUCCGGAGCCUCCAGCCCCAGCCUCCCGGUGUCGUCGUCAUCGCCCCUGCAGGGUCUGACUCCUUGGAGGUCGGAGGAGGACCAGCAGCAGCAGGAGCUGGAGAUGAGAGAGCGGAUCAGAACCAGGCCCAGGGAGCGCUCCGCCCAGCCGGGCAGCGAGUCCUGCGGAGGAUCCCUGCAUCCGUUCCUGCAACAGGAUCCAGGAUGCUCCAGAGGGAAGCCGGAGCCGCCGGCCGAGGUGUUGCAGGUGGAUAAAACAUCAGCGUUUCUCCAACAUGUGUUCUGCUGCCAGCCGUGCGACGUGAUCGGCCAUGACUUGGAGCUGCCGGUGCAGAUUACGGCGAGUCCAGCUCAGGCCUUACCCGGUGUUCGCAGCUUGGAGGAGGAACUACAGGAGGCGAUCCAGAAAGCGCAGAUGGACCCUCGACAGUCCAUUGAUGACAUUCUGGAUGAACCGAUGGCUUGUGUUGGUUCUGUGAGCGUCUGUGAUCAGAAAUCCUCCUCAGACCUUCCUCCUCCUCCUCCAGCCGACCAGAACCAGAACAGAGAUGAGACCUUCCUCCCGUCGCCGCUCUGCUCCUCGCUGCUCCUGGAGCUUCCUCCUUCUCCAGCUGUCAUCAACCCCAGCCAGGUCCUUCCAGCUCCUCCUCCUCCUCCUCCCAUCUGCUCCUCCCCGCCUCCGCCGUCCGUCGGUAAGUCCAGGAAGCGCCGCGCCCCGGCGCCAUUCGACGCCGCCGAUUGGCUGGAGACGCUGACCUCCGGGCUCCGCCCCCUGACCCCACCCACAGCCCCGUUCGUGGAGCCCGACUUCAGCCUGGACUCGGACCUGAAUGUGAACCGGGUCCUGGAUCUGAUGAUAGAGCAGUGGUGAGGAGGUUCUGGUUUCUGUACCGGAGCUGAGGGUCAUGAACUGGAAGAAUCCAACCGAGGGCACAAGAGAGAAUCCAGGGCGCUGAUUGGCUGCCAGCGUCACCGUGGUAACAGGACAGGAUAUAAGUCAACACUGCACCUGAACUCAAACUAUUUUCUUCCCUCUAUGACCAGGUUAUCUCCUCCUCCAGGAUUCAGUUUCUGAUUUUGAUUCACUAUCAAAAUAGUUUAAAUCCCUUAAAUGCAAACAAACAUCAACGCAACAAAUCACAGAAACUUUCACAACUUCCCAACAAACCAAUUCAGUUUUCUUUGACAAUAAUCUGAUGUUUAAAAAUCCCAGAAGCUUUCAAAGACAAUUCCAAGACUAUCAGGCUUCAAACAAGAUAACAAUAAAAAAGAUAUGUUAUGAAUUGUGGUACUUUGGUUCCGAAUCCAAAAGUUACUUAGCGUUUAAAAGAAAAACAUUUUGAUGGCUUUGAGACAAAAUGUUCUAAUUUUAAAUAUCAAUAUUUUUUUAAAAAAAGCUAAAUAUUCUGCCAAUUUGAGGGGAUUUUUUCAUAACAAACAGCUACAGAAAAAUAAAUAAAAGAAAUCUAAAUUUACUGAGAAAAUGCAGAUUUUACACACAAAAACAAAUCCGGUUAAAGUUAUAUGCUGACGACACAACUUUAUCCAUUACAACACAAAAUAUAAAUCAGGAUUUUUUUCAGUACAAGAUCUGCAUUGUCUCAUUAAAUUGUGAACAAAUUUUCAUUUUCUGACAUUGUGAAGCAGCAACACAGACGACAGUAAUACUAUUGUGAUAUAUCAUAAUAUAUAUUGUAAAAAAAAUCCAAAAAAGACACUUGUUCCUGUUGUUAGUGCCGCUGCCCAUUUAUUCUUUGCUGCAGGAGCAUCAUAUUGUUUAAUCCUAUUCCUAAUAAACCUUUAUUUAUGAACAAUAGGGGAAGUAAAACCUGGAUUAGUGGGUAUAAACCAGCCUGGGGUGUAUUUUUGGGGGAUAAUUGGAUACAGUUUUGAGGGUUUGACACAUUGAAUAUUCAAGGAUACAGGAUUAAAUUUUAGAUUUUAUUUAUAUUCAAUUAAAUUUUAAUUCAAUUCAGUUUAAUUUACAUAGUGCAGAUUGACGACGAGUCAUAGGGCACAGUGAGGUACAUUUAUAUGCUGAUGACACAGCUUGAUAAGUUACAAUUCAGUUUAAAAUCAUUUAAAUUUAAACGUAUUCGUACAAAAUCUAGAUUAUCUCAGUAAAUUGUAAACAGGUUUUCCAUAUUUUUUUACCUCAUAAUUAUGCUAACUAGCAAACCAGACUGUAGCAUUGUCUUACCAAUUUUCCUGCUGUGAUUAACCGCUAAUACUGCUUUAAUCCUCCUGUUGUCCUAAUUUACAGCUACCAAAAAGCAUAGUUUCCUUGUCUGCAAAAAAAACAAAAAAUCAGCAAAAAAUCCACAAAUUUAUAAAAAAAAAAUUGCAAAAUCUUCAGGGAAAAAAUUUUUCCUAAAAAUUUUUCCUAAAAAGUUAAAAAAUAAAAUUAGAAUUAAAAAUUAAAAUUA
Molecule: messenger RNA, 4298 nt
Organism: Acanthochromis polyacanthus (spiny chromis)
Lineage: Eukaryota; Metazoa; Chordata; Actinopteri; Pomacentridae
Product: myocardin
Exons: 15
Coding region: 269-2743 (824 amino acids)
Biological process (GO): smooth muscle cell differentiation
Source: RefSeq, a predicted model, not a curated record